CCUCCCAGAAUGCGCCCUCUCGCGCACCCCCAAGUGCAUCACGUGAUCGGACUGUCACAGAGCAGAUUGGCACUGAUGAUCAGUGCCCUGCAGUGCCACCCACCAGUGCCCAGCAGUGCCACCCAUCAGUGCCCCUCAGCAGUUCCACCCAUCAGUGAUGCCCAGCAGUUGCACCCAUCUGUGCCCAGCAGUGCUGCCAGUCAGGGCUGUCAGUCAGUGCAGUCAGUCAGUGCCGCCCGCCAGCAUUGCCCAUCAGUGCCACCUAUCAGUUCCCAUCAGUCUUGCCUGUCAGUGCCGCCUAUCAGUGACCAUCAUUGCUGCCUAUCAGUGCAGCAGCAUCAGUGCCUCCUCAUCAGUGCCCAACAG
Staurois parvus is the source of this 366-nucleotide messenger RNA. Lineage: Eukaryota; Metazoa; Chordata; Amphibia; Anura; Ranidae. The record is from the annotation of a GenBank genome assembly.